Esox lucius (northern pike) is the source of this 6659-nucleotide messenger RNA. It is a transcript of the gene camsap2b, whose product is annotated as calmodulin regulated spectrin-associated protein family, member 2b. The transcript has 22 exons. Bases 550 to 4974 code for a protein of 1474 amino acids. Gene Ontology annotation, molecular function: spectrin binding; microtubule minus-end binding; calmodulin binding. Gene Ontology annotation, cellular component: microtubule minus-end. Gene Ontology annotation, biological process: negative regulation of microtubule depolymerization; cytoplasmic microtubule organization; neuron projection development. Lineage: Eukaryota; Metazoa; Chordata; Actinopteri; Esociformes; Esocidae. The record is from RefSeq and is a predicted model, not a curated record.
CAGUGCGGCAGGAAAAGCGCAGGGAGACGCUGCUGAGAUUGAAGGAGACGAGAGGAAAAUAGAUGAACUGUUAUAAAGAAGAAAAAUAUGAAAAUAUGGACGAGGACAACAUUGUACGUUUGAUAACACUAGUGUCUCUAGAUUCAUUUAGCUAUUCGUGAGAAUAGAAGUCGGGAUAUUGGGCGAAACGAUUCGUAGUUGCUUACUGUAUGGGCUGUGCUUGGCAACCUGAAGAUAAUGUCAGGGAAUGGAUGAAAAUCCUAAGAACUACUGCAGUUGCUUUGCUGGAAUUCUCGUAUCCUAUUGAAAAUAUCGACACAUGUAUCAACGCUUAUCCCAGGAAGGCAGGAGCCGCAACAUAUUUGGGUGUGAGGACUAAUAACGGUGCCUGGUCUUCUAUUCGUGGACGUAUUCAAAGUUUGAACGGAAAGAGACAUUAUUCUGCAUUGAAUUCCUUUGGACGGGAUGUCAUUUGCCGGCAGUAGAAUUCCAGGAGCUAACUGACCAUCUGUCUCUCCAUAACUGAGGCCGAGCAAGGCAGUCGUGAAGAUGGACGGUGAUGCGGCAGACACCAAGGCAUUGAGGCGAACCUUUAUCGUCCCCUCAAUCAAGGCUUUUGAUCAUUAUGAUUUCACAAGGGCCAAAAUAUCGUGUAGCUUGACAUGGCUUGUGGCCAAAGCCUUCGGUUCAGACGACGUCCCGGAAGAGCUGGCGGAGCCCUUCUACAGAGACCAGUACAACCAGGAGCACCUGAAGCCCCCGGUGGCCUGCCUGCUUCUGUCUGCAGAGCUCUACUGCCGGGCCGGGAGCCUCAUCCUCCGCAGUGACGCUGUCAAACCUCUGCUGGGACACAAUGCGGUCAUCCAGGCCCUGGCACAGAAGGGCCUGUAUGUGACUGACCAGGACCGACUGGUCACAGAGAGGGACCUGACCAGUACACCCAUACACAUGAGUUCCCACCUGGCUCUGAUGGACACACUGAUGAUGGCGUACACGGUGGAGAUGGUGAGUGUGGAGCGGGUGAUGGCCUGCGUUCACCGCUACACCCCCUCCCACCCCGACGGCCGGAUCAGAGACCUGCCCUACGACACCGAGGAUGCAGUCACUACUUGGAUUAACAAGGUGAAUGAGCACCUCAGGCAGAUUGUGGUGGACGAGCAGCGGUUCAGAGAGAGCAGUGCUACUGCAUCACAGAGGGCUCGCUACAGGAGGGAGCAUGCUCAGCAGAGGUCAGCUCCAGUUGCCCCCCUUGUGGACAAUCUGCUGAAGGACAACACGGACGGCUGUGCCCUGGCCGCACUCAUUCACUUCUACUGCCCGACGUCUGUCAGACUGGAAGAUAUCUGUCUGAAAGACACCAUGUCACUGGCUGACAGUCUGUACAACCUGCAGCUGGUGACAGAUUUCUGCAGGGACAACCUGAACCACUGCUGCCACUUCUCCCUGGAGGACAUGCUCUAUGCCCACUCCUCCAUCAAGAGUAACUACCUGGUGUUUAUGGCAGAGCUGUUCUGGUGGUUUGAAGUGGUGAAGCCUUCGUUUGUACAGCCCAGAGUCUUUGACCCAGAAGCAGCCUCUGAUCCAGUCCAGUCAUCAAGGACUAUGGCUCCGGUCUGUAGCCCAGCCAAGCAGGACUUAGUGGACAGACCAGGCAGCCCAGAACACAAGAGGCUUCAACCAGACGCUGUGUCAGGGGUGAUAAAGCGCUCGGCCUCCAUGUCCUAUGUGGAUGGCUGUGUGGGGACAUGGCCUCAGGAGAGACGCUCCAGGGGCAUCUCCUUUGAGAUCCCUCUGGACGGGGACCCUCAUGUCACUCCCUGUGCCGGUCCCUCCCUCCGGGCCAUGACCCGCUCCGCCAGCACAGAGGGCCUGGGGGCAUUCAAAGUUCACCACGCGAGCCAGGGGGCCAUGAGGCGGCACCUCUCCUUUCAGCCAGUCAAUGUCAACGGCCAGAGCAGCGACGGCGGACACAUACCUGAGGAGGACUACGUCCAGAAAACACCGGGUCGUAGCCAGACUCAGCCACGCAGGAACCAGAACAGAUCUUCCAACGGCGUUCUUCUGGAAAAUGGCAGUGGGGGCAGUGGGCCCGUCAGCCCGUCGACACCCCCGAGCAUUGAGGAGGCCCUGAAGAUCAUUCACGACACCGAGAGACCCCACAGCAGCCUGGGGUCUGGGGCCAACGGCUUCUUCCUCCACGAUGGAGCUGAACCACCCGAACCAGGAGAGCACCCGGACGACUCCCGAGGAUCGGCUAAGGCCCGGGCGGACGAGGCCGACCCCAACUCGGCCUCUACGGAGGAGGUGGACACAGGGAUUCACGUGAGGACAGAAGAUAUCCAGGAGAGUUUGGACGAGGACAACUCUUCUCUCAGGGAUUACUCUGAUAUGGACCCGGAUUUUGAGGCUAUGACUCGAUCCUGUCCUCUUCCCCAGGGGAAUGGAGAGAGGGGCGUGAGGAAUGGAGAUGGGAAUGGAGAGAGGGGAGAGAGGAGCAGCCCAGGUCUUAGCUCGGUGCCCCCAGCCCCUCUGUCCCAUGUUCCCAGCCCCGCCUCGUCCUCAGGGGGUUCUGGGGGCGUGGUUCGCAUGACCAGCUUCGCUGAGCAGAAGUUCCGCAAACUGGAGGGCCGGAGCAGUGGAGGGACCACCCCCGAAAGCUCUGAGCUCAACGUUCCCAACACACCGCCGACACGAACUGCCACGCCCGAGAUCUCCUGCCCCGCACAACCAGCCCUGACCCCACCCACACCCUCUCCCAGAGACCACACCCACCUUUUGUCAUCAGAGAUGGUACACCUGAAGAUGAAGCUGGAGGAGAAACGCAGAGCCAUUGAGGCCCAAAAGAAAAAGGUGGAGGCAGCAUUCACACGUCACCGUCAGAAGAUGGGCCGGACAGCCUUCCUCAACGUUGUGAGGCGGAAAGGAGUCACGCCGUCGCCCACCAGCCCCAGCCCCAUUCCCGGGGGGCCAGACCUGGACAAACCUGCCCAGGAUCUCCUACCCUCAGGCAGCCUGGGCCCGGUAGAGAGGUGCAAGCCUGACGGAGCCGCUCCCAAGUCCCCCUGUGAGGAGGGUGUAGGCGUUGGGGUCGGAGAGGUGGACCUUGGAGAGUACACUCGCUCCAUCGAGAGGCUGAACACAUCCCUGGGGUUUCUGCAGACAGAGAUGCAGCGACUGGCCCAGCAGCAGGAGAGGAUCAUGGCCAUGAGGGAACAGCAACAGGCCUGGGUCAUACCUCCUCCAGAACCCUCACCACACAGGCAGCUCCGGGAGCUCCGUAGCAACAGUGUAGCCGGACGAGGAUCUGUGGGUUCCCUCUCCCCCAUCUUGUCCUCAGCUGGAGGGUCCCCUCGCGCCCCUCACCGCUCCCCGGGAGGCAUCAAGCGCCGACCGGCCUCCUUCCACUCCAGCACACCCCGCACACCGCGCCCCACGGAGCUCAAGGUGACCCCUUUCAGACGGAUGCUCAACACCCCCACAUCCGUGGACAGUUUGCCCAGGCUGAGACGCUUCUCCCCGAGCCAGACCCAGGUCACCUCCUUUGCCUACCUGGGACACGAUGAGGGUCCAGGGGCUACGGAGGAGGGCAAGGAGAGGGGGACAGGGGGAGCAGAGGAACCCUUAAACCAAACCAAACUCCCUGAGACCGAGGUAGCAGCAGCGGGGAUAAGGAGUGCAGGCACUCGUCCCUACUCGUCCACUAAAGAGUCAACCAAAGAGAGAGGACAGGUGGAGGAGAGCGGAGAGGAACGGAGGAAGGAGCAGCUGGCGGAGGUGCUGUCUCAGCCGGUCAGGGACCUGGUGGAGGUGCCUCUAUCGUUGCUGAAGCCUCUGGAUGGACGGGGACUGGAGACCAGUGGAGAGGGGGAGAAUGGAGGAGAGCUGUAUGGAGAAGACCAGAAAAUGUGCUGUGGGUUCUUCUACAAGGACGAUGGGAAAGGAGAGGAGGACAUGGCGCUGAAGAGAGCUGCUCUUCUGGAGAAGAGGUUGAGAAGAGAGAAGGAGGCACUGGAGAAGAAACAGCAGCAGGAUCUUGAGCAGGAGCUGAAGAAGGAGGAAGCACGGCUAAAAGCAGAGGAGGAGCAGCAGAAGAAAGAGGACGAUAAGCAGAGGAGGGAUUACAUAAAGAAUGAGUACAUGAGGAGGAAGCACUUGAAGCAGGUUGAGGAUAUGGAUGUCAGGCCACGCCAUGGAAGUCUGAAAAAAAAGCCCCGCCCCAAAUCCAUCCACAGGGACGUCAUGGAGUCACCCAAACCCCCCGUCCGAGCCACAGGUACUCGACCACGUGGCUUUUCAGUCUCCAGCAUGUCCCUGGCCUCCCUCAACCUGGCAGACACCGACAGCAACGCGGGAGAUAAGAGGACCCCCAGAGCCAGUAAACUAGGCUCUGUGAGAGGCCAUAUCUCUUUCUUUUUAAGCUCUCCUACAGAGAUUAAGGGAAGGCCUGACUCUGCAGAGGGCAAUCUGUCGUCCUGCCCGUCUCGUAAUGGAGAUAAGGACUGGGAGAACGAGUCCACAACCUCCUCAACUCCAUCCAACCAAGAGUAUACAGGGCCAAAGCUGUACAAGGAACCUAGCGCCAAGUCCAACAAGCAUAUCAUACAGAACGCUCUGGCCCACUGCUGCCUGGCAGGCAAAGUCAAUGAAGGACAGAAGAACAAGAUAAUAGAUGAAAUGGAGAGAUCAGGGGCCAACAACUUCCUGGUGUUGUUCCGAGACGCAGGUUGCCAGUUUCGCUCUGUGUACACUUACUGCCCUGAGACAGAGGAGAUCACCAAGCUGGCGGGCAUUGGGCCCAAGAGCAUCACAGCCAAGAUGAUUGAAGGCCUAUAUAAGUACAACUCCGACAGGAAGCAGUUCAGCCACAUUCCGGCCAAGACCAUGUCGGCGAGUGUAGACGCCAUCACCAUUGCCCCUCACCUGUGGCAGACCAAGAAACAGGGCACUCCCAAGAAACUGGGGAGUCUGAAGUAGCCACAGCAACACGCCCUUUUCAUACCAAACCCAGGACAUUGUUCCUAGGUGUCCAUGGUUGUAGAACUGAGGGGAGGCUUUGUGGGGUACUCAACCCAGAAACUGACCCAGGUGUGGGUAUGACCUAGGAUAUUGCAGGGUCUGGUUUGGUAUGAAUGGUGCUUAAGAUUCCAGAUUUUCUGAAAUUCUUUCCCAUUAAUAUAUCUCAUGAACACGUACACCCAGGUUUCACCUGGAUCGGAUAUCUAACGUACAGUUUGAUUGGAUGAAUUUGUGGCAGGGUUUUUUCUUCUGAACAGGACGCUGCUGAUUGUCUGCACAACUGGAAUGCGGGCAGAAAAGACCACCUAGACAAGCCUCAAGGGACACUUGUUAUGCAAGCCUGUGUGUGGGGGACCCAGUCAUUCUAAUGGAGCGUGUGUGUGUGUGUUCACAUGCUUGGGUGUCCAUGUUCUCGAGUGCCAAAAAAAGAGGCUUACAGGACCUAACUGACCACUAAAGCACUGAAUGUCAUUCCUCUGAUAUAGACAGAGUUUGAGUUCCCUGUGUUCAUCAUGUGUGGCCUUAUGCUUGUUUUGUGCGUCAUACAGUAUGAAAGUGCGGUGAUUGUUAUUUAAAUGUCAGGUGCAAUGUUUUUGUGAGUACAGGACGUUAUAUGAGAGCUUGUUGAGAGUUUGGCAGUGCCUGAGGCUUGCUUUCCUCUCUGGUUGAAAGAUACGGCUGAGCGGUUUGGUUUGUGUAAUGUCAAUAGUUAAAGUGCCAAGACUGAGUGAUGAGAAUACCCUGAGUGUAGGUCAUUACUGGAUAAUUACUAGAUGGUAAAAUUGUUCAGUAUCAUCUACUGUAGUUCACAGGAAUGUCAGCAACUGACUUUUAAUUUAUUUUCGGUAUUUGUCAUGCUUUGAAAAUCUUUUAAAGGCUUUUAGAGUUUAAUUGACAUAUGUGCGUAAUAUACUUUAAGACUGUCUGUAAUUUAAUUUAGUUUGUAUAUAAUAGCUAUUCUAUUCAAAAUGAAUGAGUCAAACUAGCAAUUAUCAGUUAAUAUGGACGUGUCUAAACGUAAUAUAUGGGGCCUUUUAUUGUUUAAAAAAUGCAACUGUGUGAUCACUUUCAAUGUCACUGGCAGGACUAUUUCAAGCUUUAGAAUAGCAGCUAAUUCCUCAGAUUGUGUCAUGAGCCUGUGCAAUUCUGAUAACUAUCCUUGUUGGCAUAUGUGUAUGGACCUCACAGAUAUUGAAAAACAUUUUGCUCUAUUGUGGAAAGUAUAUAACUGUUGAAUUCUGAUUAUUACACUUAAUGUAGUCCACAAUAAGUAUAUGUACAUAAUCAAUAGAAAGUAAUCAUGAAUAGCAUUUCAUGACACUUUCCCACUGUAGAUUGCAGUAUUUUAGUUGAAAUGACUGCAUACUAACACUAAGUAAAAUACAGAUCAUAAAAACAUUUUCUUUAGGAGUUUCAAAACAUCUGUUAAAUUAUGCUUCAGUAUGUUACAUUGUUAACCUAUUAAAUGAAACAUUUUCUUAUUUUGGAGCAAAGCAGUGUUUACACUGUACAUCUAUAUUUUGUCAUAUAAAGUAUUUUUUGUAAACCAUUUUCCAUUUUGAGAUUUCGUAUGAGCAUGGUAUGUCACGAGAAGAAAUCUGAAAAAGGAUUAUAUGUUUUUUUUAUGAGUGAAGGGCAGGAAA